AUGGAGGAAGAGCUCAGCCCCGCGAUCCUUGCCGCUCGCGCCAAACUUCGAGAGCGUUGCGCCAAAUCCCAACAGCUAGGAGGCAAGGGAACUGCCCGCCGCAAGGCGAGGAAGACGCACAAGUCCGUGGUGGGGGAUGACAAGAAGCUGCAACUCUCCCUGAAGCGCGUUGGCGCCGCCUCUAUCUUCGGAGUAGAAGAGGUCUUCCUGCUGAGAGCCGAUGGCUCGGCCUUGCACUUCCACAACCCUAAAGUGCAAGCCGCUCCUUCAGCCAAUACGUAUGUGAUCACCGGAGCUGCGGAGGAUAAACCGAACGCAGGAGCUCUCCUGGGCGUGAGAGGCCUCUUGGGAGGCGCUGCAGGGGCCCUAGAGGGGGCGUCUAUCAACCCCGAGAUGCUCAGGCAGCUUCAGCAGCACGUGGAGAGCCUCAGCAAGAAGGAGCAGCAGAAGGAAGCGAAGGAGGAGGCAGACGACGACGUUCCCGAUCUCGUCGAUAACUUCGAGGAAGCUGCCAAGGAGUAG
Messenger RNA from Cyclospora cayetanensis, 522 nucleotides. RefSeq names its product transcription factor BTF3 homolog 4-like. Gene Ontology annotation, cellular component: nascent polypeptide-associated complex; cytosol. The record is from RefSeq and is a predicted model, not a curated record. The transcript has a single exon. Bases 1 to 522 code for a protein of 173 amino acids. NCBI's taxonomy places the organism in Eukaryota, Apicomplexa, Conoidasida, Eucoccidiorida, Eimeriidae.